Messenger RNA from Glycine soja, 883 nucleotides. RefSeq lists its product as uncharacterized. Gene Ontology annotation, biological process: thylakoid membrane organization. The transcript is spliced from 3 exons. The record is from RefSeq and is a predicted model, not a curated record. Lineage: Eukaryota; Viridiplantae; Streptophyta; Magnoliopsida; Fabales; Fabaceae. Bases 102 to 683 code for a protein of 193 amino acids. Gene Ontology annotation, cellular component: chloroplast thylakoid membrane.
UUUCUUUUCCAAGUUCAGUUUAGAUAGAUCUUUUGGACAAGUCCAACUCGUAGUGCGGUUAACGGGGACAACAGAGGCAGAACAAGAGUGUUUCGGAGAAAAUGAACACUGUCCUUUCGUUUCUUACGUUGUCCAAAACAUCUGUUUCUUUUUGUCCCUUAUUUUUCAAUUUCGCUGUUCCUUCUUCCAAAUCCACUCACAUUGAACUUCCCCGCAAAAGGGGUUCUCAAAACACUGGACUUCGCUGCAAAUGUAGCAUCUGGCCAGGUGGCCCUGGCUCUGGUGAUAGUGAUAGCAGCAACAGAAGUGUCCUGGAUGCAUUUUUCUUGGGAAAAGCUGUAGCUGAAGCUCUAAAUGAGCGCAUUGAAUCAACAGUUGGUGAGAUUUUGAGCACCGUUGGAAGAUUGCAAGCUGAACAGCAAAAGCAAGUGCAGGACUUUCAGGAAGAAGUGUUGGAAAGAGCCAAAAAAUCAAAGGAAAAAUCAGCACGUCAAGCUAUGGAGGCACAAGGACUAAUUUCAAAGUCUGGAGUUGAGACAAAAGUCCUGUAUUCAACUACUUCUGACACUUUAAAUUCUUCAACAAAUCCAGUCACUUCUGUUCAGUCUACUGUUGCAUCUGAAACAAUUUCCGAACUUGCCAAAGGGGAGGAACCUACCACUAGUUCAACUAGUGAUGAAUGAUCCAUCCUUUUGUAUUGGGCUUCAACUUUUGACUGAUUUAUACUGAAUUUGCUUAACGCCUUAUGUUCUCCAAUAUAUAUAUAUAUAUAUAUAUAUAUAUAUAUAUAUAUAUAUAUUCAAGAGAGAUUAAUAAAUUCUAAUUCUCAUUUGGAGUGUCCCUGUUUCUUCCAUUAUGCAACAAAAUUUGAUUUGACUUUGUU